AUAAACAUUGGAUUGAUGGUACCAACUGGAACUGAUUUAAAACCUGUAAGAGGGAAAACAGUCCCAUUAUUUGUAUACCCAGAAGUAGGAGCACCUGAGAUACUACAACAAGCUGUCCAGAAAAUGAGAACAUUUAACAAGGAUGUAGAAGAAGGACCAUACAUCCUUUUGUAUCCAGACUGCUCAGAAGUAGUGCAUGUGCCUGGAUCAGAAAGGCCAUUCAAAUUGGGAGACUACAAAAAGGAACUGGGAAGGCCAUAUUCUAGGAUCACAUUUUUCAUUUGUCAACAAAGCCAUUACAAAGAAGAGAUGCACCGGGACAUUCAGCAGCAGUUCAGCCUGGACAGAGAGACCUACCUUUUGCUGUGGAAAUAGAUCCAUCUGAAACGAAUGCAGACAACAGUUUCUACAGUAAAUACACGGAUCUGUAUGCACCAGAAGUUGAGGAAGCGGAAAAUGAGCUGGUUGAAGUCAAUGUUGAGAAUUCCAAACCCACAGUGACAGAUGAGCACAGUACACUAUCUGACAUUGUAGCAAACCUGGCACUUCCUCUUGAUCACAAAAGAGUCAGCAGGUUCAACAUCUCAAGGGCUAAUGUUUGGGAGGGAGCUGUCAGAGGUUUCAAGCGUUCAUCAUAUUCUGAAAGCUGUGACAUGCUGGUCAGAUUUACUGAUGAUGCUGGUGUUUUUGAGGAGGGAAUUGACACAGGUGGUCCCAGACGAGAAUUUUUAACUCUGCUAAUGAAACACCUGAAAGACCGGCCCAUAUUUGAUGGACCAGAAGGACAUCGGUUCUUGGCGUACAAUGCAAAUGAUUCAAAGAUGGUCUUUCAGCCCUUCAGUUCUUGACUGCACUACAGCAACACCCUACUCUGCUGAGCCCUGUCCUGUGCCACUGUGAAAAGCCACUCACUGGCUUUGAACUUGAGAGACUCUUCAAACCUCAACUCAGCCCUUCAGGGACUAAUAGGAGAAUAAAAGAAGGUCAAACCUUGUCCUACUGGGCAGACUAUCUCCUUGAUUGUGAAGAAGGCAAAGCUGCUGUGUCUCUGGAGAACAUUUUGAUGUUUGCAACUGGGCUGACAUCACUCCCCCCAUCUGGCUUGGAACCAUUGCCUCAAAUGGAGUUCCUGGAUGACUCUCCAUUCCCAAUGGCAAAUACAUGUUCAAAUGUAUUAAAAUUACCACUCCUGGAUUCAUACAGUGUGUUUAAGUCACAAGUGGACUUUGGAAUUCAAAAUAGUCCAGGAUUUGGUUGUCUGUAAACCAUAUGGCUGGAAAGAAUUUUUCCAGCAUAUAAAAAUGUCCAUCUAACAGUCUUUCAAUGUUAUAUCUGGCAAAAACACGAACACCUGAAACACUAAGCAAUUGCAGAAUCUGUCAGAUUAUUAAUCUUGUUAGCCUGGUAGUUUUCCUUGUUUCAAAAGAUUUUACAAAUUUUAAAUUGUCUUACUGCACUGACAAAUUUGUCUUACUGCACUGACAAAUUUGUCUUACUGCACUGACAAAUUUGUCU
This is a messenger RNA of Austrofundulus limnaeus, 1515 nucleotides long. RefSeq lists its product as uncharacterized. Lineage: Eukaryota; Metazoa; Chordata; Actinopteri; Cyprinodontiformes; Rivulidae. Gene Ontology annotation, molecular function: ubiquitin-protein transferase activity. The record is from RefSeq and is a predicted model, not a curated record.